Molecule: messenger RNA, 10178 nt
Organism: Hippopotamus amphibius kiboko
Lineage: Eukaryota; Metazoa; Chordata; Mammalia; Artiodactyla; Hippopotamidae
Gene: SNX19
Product: sorting nexin 19
Exons: 11
Coding region: 487-3474 (995 amino acids)
Cellular component (GO): early endosome membrane; intracellular membrane-bounded organelle
Molecular function (GO): phosphatidylinositol binding
Source: RefSeq, a predicted model, not a curated record
GUGGUCGCCGGCGCCCGGCCGGCCGGCAGCUUUGACAGGAGCCUGCCCGCGUAGCGCAGGCGCCCGGCGGCCCCAGCCUGGCGAGAGUUCCUCCGCGUCCGCGGAGGAGACCGCCGCCGCGUUCGCUGCAGCCGGGGUUCAGCCGGGUGGUGCGCAAGCCGGUCGUGGGCGCUCCGGUCCUCGGCUCAGUAAGUGUUCGCUGGGCCCGCGGCCCUGCCCUCCCUCUGAGGUCGCGGGCCGCGCCCCCGACUCCAUGAAGGCAGCACGGUGUCCCACGGGGGCAGCGCCCCAGCCCACAGCAGCUGCAGCGAGGCCGAGCCGCCGAGCCGCCCCUGUCGCCGGGCCCUACCUGUAGGACGUCGCGGCCCGCCGCCAGGCCCGGGCCUUGACCAGCGCCCGGCUCUCGUGUCCGCGCCGCAGUCGGCUCCUCAUCCCCGAUCUGACGCGGAGAAGGGGGCGCUGGUCCUGGUCCCCCUCCCGCCCGCCAUGAAGGCAGAGACCGCGACCCCUGCGCGGGAGCCCCCGGCCGGGCCCAGCCUCAGUCACCUGCUGAGUAGCCGGAAGCUGGUGGCCCUGGGGGCCGUGCUUGGCUGGCUCCUGGUCAUCCACCUGCUAGUCAACGUGUGGCUGCUGUGCCUUCUGUUUGCGUUGCUGCUGGUGCUGGGAGGAUGGCUGGGCUCCGACACCAUCGUGGGGGCUUCAGGGCGGCUGCACCUGGAGCGCUUCAUCCCGAUGGUAAUUUUCUCCCCAAACCCCGAGGCCGAGAAGCAGCUGGAGCAGGAGAUCGACCGCACCAUCCGGAUGAUCAUGCGGGAUUUCGUUUCGUCCUGGUACCGCACAGUGAGCCAGGAGCCAGCCUUUGAGGAGGAAAUGGAGGCGGCCAUGCGAGGGUUGGUCCAGGAGCUCCGGAGGAGGAUGGCCAGCGUGGACAGCCAUGCUCUUGCCCAGAGGGUUCUGACUCUCUGCGGUUGUCAUCUGCAGAGCUAUAUUCAGGCAAAGGAGGCCACGGCCAGGAAGCAGAGUGGCACAGUUGAGUCCUCCCAGCUCUGGGAGGCUUACUGCAGGGCCACCGCCCCACAUCCUGCAGUACAAAGUCCCAGUGCCGAGGUCAGCUACACACGUGGCGUCGUGAACGUGUUGCUUCAAGAACUAGUGCCAAAGCCCCACUUGGAGACCCGGACCGGCCGCCAUGUAGUGGUGGAACUCAUUACUUGCAAUGUCAUGUUGCCACUGAUCAGUAAGCUCUCAGAUCCAGACUGGAUCCACCUGGUACUAGUGAGCAUCUUUUCCAAGGCCAGAACUAACCCAACAGGAGUGAGUAAACCACUCUGCCCAGCCAGUACCCUGGAACAGCCCUCGGUGCCCACAUCUCUGCCACUUAUUGUGGAGGUCCAGAGUCUAGCAGAUGCAAAAGCCCAUUCUCCAGCAGCAGCCCCAGUGCUCCUAAACUGUAGUGAGCCAGAGGGGUCUUCACAACCCUCUCCAGAAGUUGAAGAAGGUCGUGAAGCACUGGAGGGAGAUUUGGGGGGCAUGCUAGAAGAGAGAAAAGUAGGAAACAGUUCUUCUCAUUUCCUGCAGCCUCUGUUCUUAUCUGAAGACACAGAGCUGGAAUCUCCAUUGUCUGAACUAGGCAAAGAAACCAUCAUGCUCAUGACCCCAGGCAACUUCCUCUCUGCCAGGAUUCAGGAUGCCCUGUGUGCCCUGGGAGGUUCCCAGUCUCUGGAGUCUAAGGAUGGUGAGGGAUCUGAAGGAAUUGAAGGAGCAGAAGCUGAGGAGGGUCCAGGAACAGAAACAGAAACUGGCUUGCUUGUCUCCAUGCUGAAUUCCUGCCCAGAGAUCCAGAUUGACACAGCAGACAAGGAGGUAAAGCAGGGAGAUGUCACCUCUCUUACAACUUUGCUGGCCAGUCCUGAAAGGAUGUGCCCCCCACGACCCUCUUGCUUAGAGAAGGAUCUCAGCAAUGGUGUGAGCUCCCUAGAUCCUAGUCUGCCACAGGUUCUGCUCUCCUCCUCUCCACCUGGUCCCCUCAGCUCAGCCACCUUCAGCUUUGAGCCCCUGAGCAGUCCAGAUGGCCCAGUUGUCAUCCAGAACCUUCGUAUCACCGGCACCAUUACUGCUCGAGAGCACAGCGGCACCGGAUUCCACCCAUACACGCUCUACACGGUGAAGUAUGAGACGGCCCUUGAUGGCGAGAACAGCGGCGGCCUCCAGCAGCUGGCCUACCACACUGUGAACCGCCGCUACCGCGAGUUCCUGAAUCUGCAGACCCGUCUGGAGGAGAAAUCAGAUCUACGAAAGUUCAUCAAAAAUGUGAAGGGUCCUAAAAAGCUCUUUCCAGAUCUUCCAUUUGGAAACAUGGAUAGUGACAGAGUGGAAGCCCGCAAGAGCCUCUUGGAAUCAUUCCUAAAGCAACUUUGUGCCAUUCCUGAGAUAGCUAACAGCGAGGAGAUGCAGGAGUUCCUUGCUCUGAACACAGAUGCUCGCAUUGCCUUUGUCAAGAAACCGUUCAUGGUCUCCAGAAUAGACAAGAUGGUGGUGAGCGCUAUUGUGGACACCUUGAAGACAGCAUUUCCUCGCUCUGAGCCCCAGAGCCCCACAGAGGAGCUGAGUGAGGCCGAGACAGAAAGCAAGCCCCAGACAGAAGGCAAGAAGGCUACCAAGUCCAGACUGAGGUUCUCAUCCAGUAAAAUUGCUCCAGCACUGAAUAUAACUGAGACACAUGAGAAGGUUCUCUAUUGUCUCCAGGAAGGCAGUGUGGAGUCAGAGAUCCUCUCCAUGUCUGGGAUGGAAUCCUUUAUUGAAAAACAGACAAAGUUACUAGAAACGCAGCCAGCAGAGGCCCCAGGAAAAGAUUCUGAACAGAUCUCCAAGGGAUGUGUGGAUGGUUACAUGUCAGAUGCAGCCGUGCCAGCCCAUGACCUCAGCAGCAGUGAUCCAGGAACAGAGACAGAGUUGGCUGACACAGCCCUGGAUCUGCUUCUCUUGCUGCUGAUGGAACAGUGGCGAUGGCUGUGUACAGAGAACGUGCAGAAAGUUGUUCAUCUCAUCUUUGGGACCCUAAUUCAGAGGUGGCUAGAGGUGCAAGUAGCUAAUCUGACAUGUCCACAGCGCUGGGUACAGUACCUCCGGCUUCUUCAGGAGUCCAUCUGGCCCGGCGGGGUUUUGCCUAAGUAUCCUCGACCUGUAAGGACCCAGGAGCAGAAGGUGGCUGCGGAGAAACAGGCUUUGCAGAGCCUGAUGGGAGUCCUGCCAGAUAUCGUCGUAGAAAUCCUUGGUGUGAACAAAUGCCAGCUGAGCUGGAGCCUCGUCUUGGAGUCGCUGCAGCAGCCCCUCAUCAACAGACAUUUGAUUUACUGCCUUUGGGACAUCAUCCUGGAAUUCUUGGAUCUCAGUGCCUCUGCCGAGGAGUCUACCAUAACCAGCUCUGCUGCAGACACCCUGGGCAACCCCAAGAAGAUGGGCGUCUCCCCUUAGCCAGAGGUUAUCCACCCGUUCCUUCAAAGGUUAGGAAGGGAGUGUAACUCUGCCACCCAGAGACCAGUCGGGAGGCCUGUGCCCUCUGGAACUGGGCUGUGGCUCAGAAGGCCUGGGGUCUCAGUGGCACAGUCCCCCCCCCUCCACUUAUGCUCCAUUUGUAGCAGGUGAUGGGGGGCUAUAUGUACCAACCGCAUGCAUACCCCUUUCCAUGCCUCUUUGGUGGUGUUUGGAUUGUUGCUGCUGGAUGGAUCCUGCUUCCUUUGGAGAAGGGAGAUGUGAGGUAGAGGAAUGAGCCCCUUUUGCCCUCUUCCCUAAGGUUGUUUUCACACAUGUGCCUCAGCCACCAGUGCAGGCUCUAGGAAGACCAGGAGAAAAACUGCAGCCAGAUGUUCUUAGAGGAGAAGACAAUCUUCUGAGUUCUCUGUUCCCACCAAGAAACUACAGAUUCAUUCAGGACCACUCUUGAAAGCCAGACCCCUGGUGCUACCUAGCUUCCCAACAGCCCCACAAGAGGGAGGGAAACCUUUCUCAAGGCACUUCUUGCUCAUUGGCUGUUUUCCAAGACAUCAGCCCUGUAGAGGGUGUCAACUGCAGGCUGCCUCCCUGGGUGGCCACACUCUUCCUGUCCCAAAGCCUUCAAAGCGGACUGCCAGUGCGUCUGGUAGAUCCACCCCACCCUCCGCACCCUUUCCUGAGAGAGUUGCACCGCAGAUUUUCUUUAUUAGCUUUCCUUCUAACCUCCUCCCCAAGAGCAGUUGAGUUUUGGCCUUUGUAGCCUUCCCUGUCUUCCACCAACCAAAUCUCAUGGCAAGUUGCAUAUUCAACCCAGAGCUGCCAAAGGGAAGGGAAGCACUUGCUGCAUGGCUGAGAAUGCCCAGAGUGGUGGGCGUUCUCGCUUCACAAGUCUCUGGCAGGGAUCUCUUACUCUGAACUGAUAACAUUAGGAAACUUGCCCAGAAAAAGCUUUUUACUUCCUGUUCCUUUAGGAUCUCAUUAGUCUUGAAGAACACCAGUGGUGAAAGCGAAGCUGCGGCGUCCUUUAGAAAGACAGACAACUCGGAGGAAUUGGUGAAAGGAAAGGAGGGACAGAGAGCCAGGAGGCAGGGGCUGCACUGCGGUCCCGCUGUGGGGAGGGGGAGCUUGCAUGUGCUGGAGAGCGCCUGCUGCCACUGCGCUGUGACCCUCCACGUGGAGGAGGGUCUUGGGGUUAGACUGGCGAGAACAGGGUGGGUCGAGAACAAGCCUCAAGGUUCUCUAGCCUCUGAGGUAGGCGAUGCACACGGAAUUAAAACGGUUCUUGGGACAAAACUGUGAAAUCUUGCUGCUUGUCCUGCAACCCCUGGAAGGCUUUUAACCAUCAAACAUGUUCUGAGGUAACUGGGAGGCUUUAGGGGUAUGAUGAAUGCCCAAAGGCAAGGGGAUGAAUGAGGUCGUGUCACUUGGUAGCUUCUGCCUUAAAAGCUGGUUGCUACAAUGACUUUAUGGCUCCAAAGUUCUCCGAGCGUCUCGCACCCUAGGCACGUACAGGAGAAGCACGUCGGCAUUCCCGCUGUGGUAAAUGUGGGCAGGGUGCGGGCCUGCAGGGGGUCCUGCCCGCCACUGCACUGCUCCUCCGCCUCCCACCACCAGGGCCCAGGUGCUCUCCAGGAGAGGCGGGGGGCAGCCCGGUGCUCAGCUGCGCUUCUCUCCUCAUGCUUUGCUCUGGUGUGUACUUGCCACCUAUAUUGUUUUGAAUCCCUGUUACUGGUUCUGGUUCAGUGUGGCACAAAACCAGUACACAAGCUGACACACUGUAAAACCCCUGUGACUGGAAAUUUUCAACAGUCUUUUGACACUUCCAGCCCAAAGAAAACUUCCUUGUAUUUCAUGUUCUAUAGGAGACCCCACCUCCACGCUCUGCCUCAGCUGUCUUGCAGACCCUUCUUCUACCCCGAAGGGAAAUAAUAGAUAUCACCAAGGAAAUAAUCAGAACCCAACUGGCUUUGAAACGACCUGCCAUCGUUAGGUAGCAGGUUCAGGCAACAAGGGAGGUGAGCGUUUGGGAGAGAGCCACAGGUCUCAGGAAGAGAGACUCCAGCUGAGAGAGCGAGUGCUGAAUGAAGAAUUGGACCUACACUAACCUGGAACAUUCGUGAUUCUCCUUCUGUCCUACCCUGCCCAUUUAUUUCCAGCUUCCACUCUUCCUUUGCUCAUGGCACCCAACAACAGUUGUUAGGUCCUAGGCGGAGUAAAAAUAUGUGUCAACCUGGUCCCUGGCUAUAUGAGUUAGUUUGCUUUAGACUGAAGUUAAAUUACUAAGAACAUUUAUUUUUUUCUAUCAGAUCAGUACUUGAGUAAGUGAGGCCCAGGGGUUGAUGGAUCCAGCAACUCUGACCUCAUGGAGGGCCCCAAUUCUUCCCGUCUUUUUACUUGGCCUUUGUAAACAUGUUAGCUGGUCCCCAGACUGCCUACCUUUGUGGUUGCUGCAGUUCAGGGCAUCAUAUUCAUAUGUAACAAUAUCCAGGAAAGAUUGGGGGCAUCGCUCCCAUGUUUUCUUUUAAAGGAUGAGAAAACCGUUGUCCCAGAAGCCCUUCAAGACUUCUCUUCUCAUGACCCAUUGGCCAGAAGCGCCCACUCCUAAGCCAGUCCACUGACAUUGAGGAUGCAUGACCGUGAUUGGCUCAUGAUAGUGUUUACCGCCCAGGGAGGUCACUGUCCAGGAAGGUUAGAUACCUGAAAAAAUAGUUAGGUGUCAGCAAGGAAGAGGACGAGAAUGGGUGUGGAUAAACAGUGUCAGUUGCAGGGGCCAUUCUGCCAGCGUCACCAAAGCCCCCUGGUGCUCCAAAAAUAACAAACCAGCUAAGAGUAACGUUUGCCGGAGGUGCCAUUCGAAGCACUUCACAUACAUUAGCUUACGUAGCCACACGUCAGCCCCAUAAGGUAGUUGUGCUCUUUGUCCCCAUUUUAUAGGGGAACACGAGGCACAGAGAGAUGGUGACCUGCCAGUCACUUAAGGCAAAUGGCAAAGCUGCGAUACAAAUUUUGUCAGCCUGCCCUCAAGCCCACACGCAUAACCAUUCUUAGAAAGCAAAGGCAGAUUUGCUCCGUCUCACUUUUAAGGAGCCUGUGGUCUAGUAGGCUUUUUUGGUAAAGGUAAUACAUAUUUUAGGCUGUGUGGCCACAUGGUGGUCUCUGCUGCAGCUGCUCAGCUCUUCCACUGUGGCAUGAAAGCAGCCACAGACAACACGUAUUCAGACGACAGGCUGUGUUCCCAUAAAGCUUUGUUCACACAGAACGGCAGCUGGCUGGGUUUAGCCCAGGAGUAGUUUGCAGACCCCUUGUCUAGUGAGUUAGAACAGUGCUUACUGAACUUGAGUGUGUGCGUGAUUUACCUGGGGCCCUGGUAAAGACCUAGUGACUGCAUUCUAACAAGCUCCCAGAUGUAGCCAGUGAGAAUGCAGGCCUUUAGCCACACCUCGAGUAUCGGGGAUUAGAACCCGGACAACUCCAACUGGGUGCAGUUAAUGCAUCACUAAAUAUAUAGGAAGGGCAUUUAAUUGAGAUUGGGGAACCAGGGAGAGACUCAGGUGAUAAUAUCUGAGUUGACUCCUAAAGGAUUAGUGAGAAUUAGCCAGUGAAGGCAUGGCAAGCUGCCCAGAUGGAGGGAACAAUGACCCGCGUGAGUAAAGACACAUCCUGUGUGACUCCACUAAUCUGAGGUGCCUGGAGUGGCCAGGCCCACAGGACAGAGUAGAAUGGUGGUCUUGGGGCAAAAGGGGCAGCGGGUGGCUGUGUAGUGGGUGCAAAAAUUCAGCUUCAGGAUAGGAAGGAGUUCUGGAGACUUGUUUUACAGCAGUGUAUUUGUGAUGCUGCUGAACUGUACACUUAAAAGUGGUUAAGAUGGUAAAUUUUAUGUGUAUUCUAUUGCAAUUGAGAAAUUAAAAAAAAAAAUUUAAAGACAGAGCUGCAUGUGGCGCAGCACAGGGCGAGCCCAGUGUGCAGGGAGGGAGUGGCGAGAGCUGAGGCUGGAGUCCCGUGGGUGGAGAGGGCCUGUUGGGCGUGGCGUAUGAGGAACCUGGGGUGGGUUCCCUCUGCACAGUGGAGGAGAUCAUGGAAGAGUCUUCUGAGAGUGUUUUUCAUCAACAGUCCUGCUUAUGGGAACAGGGGGCUUGAUCUCACGCACAUGAACAGCCCUGCUUGGUCCUGCCCCUGGGACUCGGCUCUUCUGACUCCUUUCAUUCCUCAGCCUGUUCCCACUGCUGCUUACAUAUGAGGUGUUGGAAUCCCUCCUCUGCCACUUAGUCAGCUAUGAGGAUGCUGAUGUGGUCAGGUAACUCACCUACAUUGGGACUCAGGUUUCUCAUAGAGAAAGGGACAAAGACUUACAGCCCUUUUGAGAACUGAAUGAGAUCAUGUGUAAGAGCAGGCUUUGUAAAGCACGAGUGCCCUGCUGUGACGUGUCAGUGGCAUUAAUCCCCGCUGCUCUGCUGCUGGAAGGAGCCAUGGAGAAGCCCGGCUUCAGGAAUCUCCUCGGACCGGCCGUGCUCUGGCAAGCCUCAGCUUCCCCAGCCCCCUGGGAACCUGCUGUUUCUCCUUGGCCUCCUGUGCCCUGGAGCAAGAUGUGUUUUCUUAGGGUGAGGAGAGGAAGGUUAGCCAGCCCUGCUGGCUACAAAUGGGAGUGGGAAUUGGGAAGGAGUGGUAAUUGGGGAGGAAGGGAAACCAUGAUGCUGUGCUCCAUGAUGCUGGGCAGGCUCCGCCAUGACUUGGCCCCUCAGUUUCCUUUCCACUGGGGGAGCCAGAUAUCACAGGACCACGCUUGCUUACACUGCCUUUGUGGACCAGAGAGCAAAACCACUGAAGGGUGAAUCUCAGCCAGCACCCUCCAUCACUGCUCUGCGCAUUAAAGGAUGAGGAUGCUGCGGCACACAGAACAUUUUUUCUCAGGAGCCCGCCAGUGAGGGGAGGCUACCCCAGACAUUGCUUCCACACCCUAACGCUUGUCUGACAUUUCUUAGUACACAAAGAUGCACUGUCUGGUUUAAGAAAAAAUGAAAUGGAGAAACAUAAACCCAGAAGAAUGUGUCAAGCAAGAAACAAGUGACGAUCAUCAGCACCUUUUUCCUGCUGUGACCCAGUAGCAGCAGGGUUUGAAGCAGAGGCAGCAGGAAGCGGUGGAGGAAAUUGGGGUGCUCACAGUCACCUUGCCAGGUGCUCUAUGCUAUUCUCAGAUUCGCGGAGCCCUCCUGCUGCCUCCCUUUCACCUCUCACCUGUCUCUGAUCUGAAAGUACCUGUGAACUCAGCUUUUCUGGAAGCGAAAACAAGCAUGUGACAGAUACAGAGAACUACUCCUGGCUUUGAUGUCUUCACCAACAUUACAAAAUCUGGUUUCUCCAUGUAUCUUAAUCCUUCAGACCUUACCUACAGGCGCUUCUGUAUAAGUCACUAACACACUGUUUCUGGGAUGUGGAAGGUCGGGAGGGGAAAAUGAAAGAAAAGUAAUAGAAUCAAGAUCCAAACUUAGAAACCAUUUCUUAAGGGACGUUAUCUAUUCAUUUUAAUCUCAUAUAGGCCUCUUUGUCACCAGUCAGUGCUUGUUUAGGAAAUGCAGGCUAAUUUUAAUAUUAAAGUGUUGUAAAGAUUAAGAAGGUAUAUCUGUGGCUUAUAUAUAAAUAAUCCACACUUUGACUUUUUCUUAAUUGAAGUAUAGUUGAUUUACAAUAUUGCGUUAGUUUCAAGUGUACAGCAAAGUGAUUUGGUUAUACAUAUAUAUGUAUAUAUUAUUUUUCGUUUCUUUUCAUUAUAGUUUAUUGCAAGGUAUUUAAUAUAGUUCCCUAUGCUCUACAGUAAAUCCUUGUUUAUUUUAUAUAUGGUUGUGUGUACACUUUGACUUUUUCUUCUUCCCCAUAUGUUCCCUGUCACUGUUGCACUAUAUUACUAUGACUAGUGGAGAGUGGGCCAUACUUACUUCCAGACACUUGGAUUAAUCAAUGGGGAUAAAGAGCAAGAUAGAUAAACACAGAAGUCUGAGACUGCAGAUAAAAGCACUAACAUGACCACAGAACCUGCGACUUUUCUGUGCUGGGUAGCCUUGUGUGCUGAUCUGUAAGCUUGCGGCAUCAGCCCUUUUGCCUGUGCCCCUGUAGCUGUCAAAAAGAUGAACCAUGAUUUAGCAAAAGGUCUGCAUUUCAUUUCAUACCUUGCCAUUAGGGAGGACAGACCUUAUUGAGAAAAAAACAAUCCUUUCUUUAGAGUUUAUAUCCUUUACAAAUACAUGGAGUCCACAUUCAACAAAGUGAUGGGAAGCCAGAUUCUUUCAAGAACAGUGAGGGCACCUUUCAUUAAGGCUUCAUAUGUCUCUAGGAGAAUCAUGUGGGCUUGGUUGGCAGUAGGACUUUCACUUGGGGACAAAAUGUGUUAUGGAGAAGGUUUCACAGAAGUCUAAGGGCUUGUGUUCUGCGCUCUCCUGCUUCUGUCCUUUGGCACACGCUCUUUCUCCAGGUAGAUUCCCUUCCUUCUUCCAGCCGUGUGGGUGGGCACCCUCUGUCAGUCAGAGCUGAUUCAGGUUCCACCUUCUCCUGAAGCUUUAUCUGAUUGUGUCACUCAGAGUUAUCUACACUGCCUCUCAGGUCAGUGUGCAUAAAUGUGGGGUCUUCAGCAAGAGAUGAUAAUUCCAAGGGCAAGGAACGUUGUAUCUAUUCUACUCCCAUUAUAUCCUGCUGCC